AUGUUUCUCCUACUUGCGGUUUGUAUUCUCAUCUCCUCUAUUGCUGCUGCACCAGUUGCAAACACAACCCAGCUCACACCUGAGCAACUGAAGAAGAGUUUAGAGCCUCUGAUAGCAUUUGAGAAGUAUUUCGAUGAAGCUUAUCUCACCGCUAUCAAAACAGUAUUCAGCAGCGAUAGAUUACUCCAACAGGCUGCUGAUUUUAUUAACAAAAUGAAUGAAAAUAAGAUUGCUCGCCCUAAAACCCAUGAGGAGGCUGUUCGCUUAUUGGAAUCAGAAUACCCUGAACUCGGAUCAGUUAUGCGAGCAGUCACUAAUGAUUAUGAGAAUAGAUAUCAAACUCUCUCAGCUGAUGCCAAGAAGUUCCUCGAUGAUAUUGAGAAGCGUGCCUAUCAGAUGAGCGAAGAGAUGUCCAAAGCUAGCGAACAAGUCAAAACUACUGGCAAUAUGACUGAUCCACUUGGACUCGUUCGCACCUUGAGUAAAUUGUUCCUGGAAAACUUCAAGCAAUAUCAAGCACUCGACCAAAACGUGCUCGGAGAGUUGAAGCAGAACUGGCCAAAGUUGAAUGACUUCCUUAACAGCAACGUCUUCGCCAGCUUAAUCCGAAUGGUUGAGAACACUCUGAGCAUGAGCGACACAGAUUUGAAAGAGUAUAUUAGUAAAUUCAACGCCUUUUUAUGA
Molecule: messenger RNA, 684 nt
Organism: Auanema sp. JU1783
Lineage: Eukaryota; Metazoa; Nematoda; Chromadorea; Rhabditida; Rhabditidae
Source: the annotation of a GenBank genome assembly